Molecule: messenger RNA, 2061 nt
Organism: Colletotrichum acutatum
Lineage: Eukaryota; Fungi; Ascomycota; Sordariomycetes; Glomerellales; Glomerellaceae
Product: RNA polymerase I-specific transcription initiation factor RRN3
Exons: 1
Coding region: 1-2061 (686 amino acids)
Biological process (GO): transcription initiation at RNA polymerase I promoter
Cellular component (GO): nucleus
Molecular function (GO): RNA polymerase I core binding; RNA polymerase I general transcription initiation factor activity
Source: RefSeq, a predicted model, not a curated record
AUGCGUCCUUUCACCCCCAUUUCCAGACACCGGUCUGGUCCGCCACCGAGAACGGCGACGCCCAUCAAAAGCAUCCUACGUCAGACAGUCCUGGGCCGGAGGAAAGCUGACGAAAUUGAGUUCGAUGACCCACCUCCGAGCCCAACAAAGAGGCGGAAAGUACUCAUCAACGAAAUGAAUAACCGCGUCUUCGAGUUUGGUAGUCGCUCAAUGGACGAGGUGAACUCGGAAGUGAGGAAGGCGCUGGAGGAGCACCUCAUGGGCGAGGAUGAGGACUACGACAUGCUCAAGGAGAUUUUCGCCAACGACAAGCAGCGAUACCUGCCACCCGUCGCCGGAGAAGACGAAGAUACGCUCAAGCCCCAAGAGCUCAAGGGCUACGUUCUGGCGCUGACCAGCUGCGUGCCGCUAUUGAAGAACAAGGCAUGCAAUGGCCUCGUGAAGACGGUCUUGCAGGUCUCGUGGCUGGGCCGAGACGAGGACUUCUUCAAGGUGUACAUCCAGUUCCUGGCCGCCCUCGUCAGUGCCCAGGGAUCCUAUCUGACGCAUGUCUUGUCCAUGAUUGUGGAAAAGUUCUCCCACUCCAGACAAUCUGAGUGGGGCGUCGCCGAUUUCCCUACCGUCAGCCGAACAACGAUGCGCGAAAGGCUACACACCGGCCUUCAGUACAUUCUUCAAAUGUUCCCCGCGGCCACGCCUGUUCUCCGCGGCCUACUCGAAACCAAGUUCCCCUUCGACGACGACCCGAAGAAAAUGUUCGUAGCCUAUGUCAAUAACCUUUUGCGGUUGAAGGAAUACGCGGGAGAUUUGGACCUCGAAAUUGUCGACGUGCUGCUGUCACGACUGGUUAAGAUUGAUGUCCAGAUGCAGACGGAUCUCGACGACCUCGACGACGACCUCACGGCAUCGGUUGCCUACGCACUCAGCAAGUCUCUGGAUACCGGCUCAUGGGAGGGCGAUGAGGAUGCUUCGGACGAGGACAGCGACGACGAGUCCGUCGACAGCGAUGAUUCCGACUUUGAUGACAAUGAAGAAAAGAUUCGAGUGGUCAAGGGCAAUGUUGAAAAGCUGGAUGCUAUCCUCGAUACGCUGUUCGCCCAUUACACACCCCUCUUCGAAAACCCCGACUCAGAUCAAGCCUGGGAGCGGUAUGCCCUGCUCGUACAGUCAUUUGGAAAAAUCGUGCUGCCGACGUACAAGUCCCGUCAUACACAAUUCCUCCUUUUCCACUUUGGCCAAAUGUCAGCUCGCUUGCGCGACACCUUUGUCGGCAGUUUGAUGCACAUCUUUGGUUCGCAAAACCGACCGAGCUUCGUGCGUCAAGCGGCGGCAACAUACCUCGCCGGAUUCAUGGCGCGAGGCGCCCAUGUGCCGUCCGACUUGGUGCGCACAGUGUUUGCGCUCUUGCUCAAGCAGAUGCAAAUCUACCGCCUCAAGCACGACGCGGACGCUCGAGGACCGGAUCUGAGAAGACACCAGAUCUACUACGCACAAGUACAAGCCGCGCUGUACAUGUUCUGCUUCCGCUGGCGCGACUUGAACGUGUCUACACCCGAAUUUGUCGACCCAGAGGACCCUGCAUCAUAUCUCGGUCACGAGCUGGAGUGGAUGCAAGGGAUGAGAGAAGAGCUUUCUGCCAGCGUGUAUUGCAAGAUGAACCCUCUCAAGAUCUGCGCACCGGCUAUUGUCGAGGAGUUUGCGACACUAUCACACAAGCUCGGUCUUAUGUACAUCUUCCCACGUGUUGAGGAGAACAAGCGGAUCAGACUGUCACAAUUCGUGUCAGAUACCUACGGAACAGGUGGCGCCCUCCGAGAUACGGGCUCGGGGGCGCAAGACGAGGAAGCAUACCAACUCGACCCCUAUUUCCCGUUCGACCCUUACCAGCUGCCUGUGAGCAAGCGAUGGGUUCAGAACGAUUACGUGCACUACCAGGCUAUCCCGGGUCUUAACAUGACGGCCGAUAGCGACAGCGAAGACGACGACGACGACGAGAACAUUCCGGAGACGGACGUUGAAGAGGACACUGCUACCGCCAGUGAGGAUGAAGACGACGACUGA